AGCGGGGGGUCAGGCUGCCCCUGCCCUCCCCCCGUGGGCCGGGCCAGCCGGCGAGGAGCUGCGGGGAGCUGGGGUUGUCGUAGGUUUGGUGUGUCACGCUUUUGGGGACAAAGUUUGGGAAUAAAGGGAGGGUUUCCUCGCCUGAUCCCGGGAAGGAAGGAGAGUUGCGGAGGGGAAAUGCGAGCGCCUGCUCCGCGGAGUCCCGUGCCCUGCCUCCCGCGCUUCCAGCCCGGCUGCUGCUUCUGAUGGUUGCGGGGGACAGGGCAGGGGCUUUCGGCGGGGCUCCUGCCUGCGCUGCGGAGCCAGAGCUGUAGGAAAUGACUAUCCACGGUGUCUCCGCCAACUAAGGUUGUUUCAAACCAGAGAAGUCUGAUUAUUCUGCGAAUAACUUAAGGAUGCGAAUAACUUAGUGCUCUGCGUUGUGAUACUCACCGGGGCACAGCUGUCUCCUGGAGAAACAGUUGAGGAACUGACCUGUUGUAGGGUAGACUGAGCCCUGUGGAGACGUGCUGGAGGGACCACCUCCCAUUUUGCAUCUCACUGUGUGGACUAUGGUGGCAGGAAGAUGUUGGCUCGGAAGAGUAUCAUCCCUGAAGAGUACGUGUUGGCACGCAUUGCUGCUGAGAACCUGCGCAAGCCGCGCAUCCGAGAUCGGCCACGCAAAGCCCGCUUCAUCGCCAAGAAUGGGGCAUGCAACCUGGCACACAAGAACAUCCGUGAGCAGGGACGAUUCCUGCAAGACAUAUUCACCACCUUGGUGGAUCUGAAGUGGCGUCACACGCUGGUCAUCUUCACUAUGUCCUUCCUGUGCAGCUGGCUGCUCUUUGCCAUGAUGUGGUGGCUGGUGGCUUUUGCCCAUGGGGACAUGGAUCCAAGCACAGAAAGCACGACAAACAGCACAAAGUGGACGCCAUGUGUGACAUGUGUCAGGUCUUUCACCUCAGCUUUCCUCUUCUCCAUUGAAGUUCAGGUGACCAUUGGUUUUGGGGGUAGGAUGAUGACAGAGGAAUGUCCCUUAGCCAUCACGGUCCUGAUCCUGCAGAACAUUGUGGGUCUGAUCAUCAACGCUGUCAUGCUGGGCUGCAUAUUCAUGAAAACUGCACAAGCUCAUAGGCGGGCUGAGACCUUGAUUUUCAGCCGUCAGGCAGUCAUUGCAGUCCGAAACGGCAAACUUUGCUUCAUGUUUCGAGUGGGAGACCUGAGGAAGAGCAUGAUCAUUAGUGCCUCGGUGAGAAUCCAGGUUGUGAGGAAGACCACGACCCCUGAAGGAGAAGUCAUACCCAUUCACCAAGUAGACAUCCCCGUGGAUAACCCCAUUGAAAGCAACAACAUUUUCCUUGUGGCUCCCUUAAUCAUUUGCCACGUAAUAGACAAACGCAGUCCUCUUUACGAUAUCUCCGCUGCUGACCUGGCGCUCCAAGACCUGGAGCUCAUUGUGAUACUUGAAGGAGUCGUAGAAACAACUGGCAUCACAACACAGGCCAGAACCUCAUACAUAGCUGAGGAGAUCCUGUGGGGUCACCGCUUUGUGCCCAUUGUCACCGAAGAAGAAGGUGUGUAUGCAGUUGACUACUCCAAGUUUGGCAACACCGUCAAAGUGGCAGCGCCGCGCUGCAGCGCUCGAGAGCUGGAUGAGAAGCCCUCCAUUCUUAUCCAGACCCUGCAGAAGAGUGAGCUAUCCCAUCAGAAUUCCCUGAGGAAACGCAACUCCAUGAGGAGGAACAACUCCAUUCGGAGGAGCAACUCCAUGCGUCGAACCAACCCCUCCCUCAUUGUGCCCAAAGUGCAGUUUAUCACCCCAGAGGGUAACCAGAGUGCCUCAGAAACGUGA
Molecule: messenger RNA, 1831 nt
Organism: Calypte anna (Anna's hummingbird)
Lineage: Eukaryota; Metazoa; Chordata; Aves; Apodiformes; Trochilidae
Gene: KCNJ8
Product: potassium inwardly rectifying channel subfamily J member 8
Exons: 3
Coding region: 566-1831 (421 amino acids)
Biological process (GO): regulation of monoatomic ion transmembrane transport; potassium ion import across plasma membrane
Cellular component (GO): plasma membrane
Molecular function (GO): ATP-activated inward rectifier potassium channel activity
Source: RefSeq, a predicted model, not a curated record